AUGAGCACCCUAGAAAUUCUUCAUGAUGGUAACAAUGCUUUUUAUGCUAAGAAAUACACUCUUGCAUAUAAAUUGUAUGAUUAUGUGAUGAAGAAUUCCAAAAAUGAAAGGGAAAAACUUAUAGCUCAAGCAAAUCUUGCAAUAUUACAAGAAGAAAUCAAUAUGAAUGAAGCAGGCGAUGAUACAUAUCCGAUGAAUGUUGAUACUUCCAUGAUUGGGAUAUGGCCAAAACGAAAAACGUAUAUACCAGAUGAAAGAACUCCAAUAGAAGAAGAGUCAUCACAAGGAGAAAAUGAAAUAACAUACGAACCAGGCUUGAAAGUUUUAAGCAAGGCAACAGAAAUUAUUGAAAACCAAAAAAGCAAAUCGUAUCCUUACAGUCAACGUGGAGACAUAUUCACAAUGAUGGGUUUAUAUAAAAAUGCAACUAAUGAUUUACGAAAAGCACUAGAUUUGGAUGCAUCUCAGAGUUUGUUAUUAAAAUUAGUUAAUAGUUCAUUAUUCAGUAAUGAUUUAGACACAUAUAGUUUUAUCAUACACAAUUUUGAUGAUAAUUCAUGUUUUGGAGCCUUAUCUCAAGGAUUAUUAUUAUGGAGCUCAAGAAGAUUCGACGAAGCGCUUAAAUACAUUAAUAAAGCUAUCGAGAAUGAAGAAGAAAAUGCAUUACUUAUGCGAGCAAGGCUUUAUUUUGUUCUUGGUCAAAUUAAUAAUUCAUAUAAUGACUGGCUUCAAAGCGGAUAUGCCUCUGACGACAUUGUAUUUGUUCUUAAGUUUCUUAGAGAUACAGCUAUACCUCCAGAACCCAAAGAUGAUACAUGGAAAAGUUAUUCAUUACGUCAUUUCAGAGCCGGUAUAUAUAAAUCUCUUUUUUACGAGAGAAUGAUUACUGUUCCUCUUGAUCUCUGGAUUCCUCUUCAAGUUCAGAGCGAAUGGGCCUCCGGUGGCAUGUUACGAUAUCCUCCAGUUCCAUUGUGUCAAUCAGAACAAUCAUAUCCAGAAGGAUUCGCUUUAGGACUGAGCGAAAGUCAGCGUGCAGCUGCUAAAGCACUUCUCCGAACAGCGUACCGGAUUGGAGCUUCUACGAGUUCAAGGGAAUGUUCACCACGAGCAUUUAAAUGUGUUGGAAUGGCUGUUUUAGAAUUAAGUGAAGAAAUUAGAUCAUCACCAGUUAGUUUCUCACAAGCAGCAGCUAUUCCUGCGCAUUGGCUUCGUCUUCUUGAUCCUAUGCAGCCUUUGUUUAUGAGAUGUUCUCUUCGCGAUUGUCCAAUUGUUUUGCAUGUUCAAAGAGAUUUGUUUUUGAGUGAUUUGAUAAUUUUCCAACCAACUUUGCUAUCAAUUGUCAAAAAAAACCUUCUUGAAUCAUGCAAAGACAUUAUUGCACAGAAGAUAUCACUCGCAAAGACAGCGGAUGACAUAUGGGAUAUUGUAAGAUCUGAUGUUUCAGUGAGAAUUGGUUCUUCUGACAGCGAAAUUUACAUCAGAAAAAUGCCAGCAGGACACAUUGAAUUUGGCAUUGUUAUUCCUUCUGGACAAUCACAUUUGGACGAACUUGCAAAAGCUGAAGUUUCAUGGAGUGCUUUAAUGAACACUUUGGCUAGAGGACCAAAAGUAGAAUGUUUAGAACAUUUAAUGAGAUUUUUGUAUCAUUGGAUGAGAAGUUGUCCUUUGACUGCUCAAUCUCAUACAGUAGGAAUGAUUAUUUUCCAUGCAAUAAUUGUUGUCAUUCUAAAGAGAGCUGCUUUCGACCUUCCUCCUCCAAUACAUGUUCUGAUUGAAGCAAUUCUCGCGAAUGAUUUCCCUGAAUUCAAGGAAACAUUGACAUCGCACAUGAAAGCUUCUUUAAUUGAUGAGCAUAUCACUGAAAUACCUUCAAUAAGAGAGAAUCUGCCUAACUUCCCUUCAAGAAUUGCUGCAUUAAUAAUAGAUGACGCAAAGAAAGAAGAAAGUAAAUAA
Molecule: messenger RNA, 1953 nt
Organism: Trichomonas vaginalis G3
Lineage: Eukaryota; Parabasalia; Trichomonadida; Trichomonadidae
Product: suppressor of RPS4-RLD 1 family
Exons: 1
Coding region: 1-1953 (650 amino acids)
Biological process (GO): negative regulation of DNA-templated transcription
Molecular function (GO): protein binding
Source: RefSeq, a predicted model, not a curated record